This is a messenger RNA of Poeciliopsis prolifica (blackstripe livebearer), 3378 nucleotides long. RefSeq names its product hexokinase 1 (gene hk1). Gene Ontology annotation, molecular function: glucokinase activity; ATP binding; D-glucose binding. The transcript is spliced from 21 exons. Lineage: Eukaryota; Metazoa; Chordata; Actinopteri; Cyprinodontiformes; Poeciliidae. Gene Ontology annotation, biological process: glycolytic process; intracellular glucose homeostasis; glucose 6-phosphate metabolic process. Gene Ontology annotation, cellular component: cytosol; mitochondrion. The record is from RefSeq and is a predicted model, not a curated record. Bases 356 to 3115 code for a protein of 919 amino acids.
CGGAGUCAUCCGCGGCACAAACCAAAUGAGCUUAGAGAAAGUGGGCCGUCUCUGCGCUCUGCGUGGCCCUUCCUGCUUCAGCCUCAACUUUCUGCCUCACUCGUGUUUCCUGGCUUCAUCUUUCUCACACAGAGGAGCUCGAAAAGUGUCCGGCUGCUUUAGAGCCACAACGGACUGGAGUCGGGAUUUGUCCUCAAAUCUUCCGCGCUGGGAAAUAGAACUCGAAACCGAAGUUUAGUUAGGUCUUUCAAAAUAGUUUUUGUUUAAAUUUACUUGCGUGGGUUUUGGGUAGGAAGCGGAGACAGGAGUCUCUGAGUUGGUCUGUAUGAGUGUUUGAGAAGGAAAAAGCCGCAGGAUGAUCGCCGCUCAGUUACUAGCCUACUUCUUCACAGAGCUGAAGGAUGACAAAGCUAAAAAGAUUGAUAAGUACCUGUAUGCCAUGCGCUUCUCUGAUGAGACGCUGCUGGACAUCACCAGUCGCUUCAGAGCGGAGCUGAGCAAAGGUCUGGGCACCGACUCCAACGCCACCGCCUCACUGAAGAUGCUCCCAACGUUUGUUCGCUCCAUCCCGGAUGGAACAGAGAAAGGAGAUUUCAUCGCUUUGGAUCUGGGAGGCAGUGAGUUCCGGAUCCUCCGUGUCAAAGUGAGCUACGGGAAUAAGCAGACCGUUCAGAUGGAGAGUGAGGUCUACGACACGCCGGACGAAAUCAUGCACGGCAGCGGAACGAGACUGUUCGACCAUGUGGCGGAGUGUCUCGGAAACUUCAUGAAGAAACACGACAUCAAAGACAAGAAACUCCCAGUUGGCUUUACCUUCUCCUUCCCCUGCCGACAGACCAAACUGGACGAGGGAUAUUUGAUAAAAUGGACAAAACGCUUCAAAGCCAGUGGUGUGGAAGGGGCGGAUGUCGUCCAGCUGCUCAGCAAAGCCAUUGAAAAACGAGGAGACUACGAGGCUGACAUCAUGGCGGUGGUGAACGACACCGUGGGAACAAUGAUGACCUGCGGCUUUGAUGACCAGCGCUGCGAAGUCGGCAUCAUCAUCGGAACCGGCACCAACGCCUGCUACAUGGAGGAGCUGCGUCACAUCGACCUGGUGGAAGGAGACGAGGGCCGCAUGUGCGUGAACACCGAGUGGGGCGCGUUCGGGGACGACGGCAGUCUGGAGGACAUCAGGACACAGUUUGACAUCGAGAUAGACCGAGGUUCUCUCAACCCCGGCCAACAGCUUUUUGAGAAGAUGGUCAGUGGGAUGUACAUGGGGGAGCUGGUGCGCCUCGUCCUAGUGAAGAUGGCCCGGGAGGGGCUGCUGUUCGAGGGGAGAAUCACUGCAGAGCUUCUGACCAAAGGCACACUUCCGACCAAACUCGUCUCAUUAAUGGAGAAGAGUAAGGAAGGUAUAAGCAAAGCAAAAGAGAUUUUAAGUCGACUUAAUUUGGAACCGACUCUAGAGGACUGCCUCGCUGUACAGCAUAUUUGUUCCAUCGUCUCUCAUCGCUCCGCCAACCUGGUAGCUGCUGCCCUGGCCGGCAUCCUGCUGCGUCUGAAGGAAAACAAGGGAGUGGCGCGACUCAGAACCACUGUGGGCGUCGACGGCUCUCUGUACAAGACGCACCCGCACUACGCUCGCCGCCUCCAUAAGACCGUCCGACGUUUGGUCCCCGACUGCGACGUCCGGUUCCUCCUGUCGGAGAGCGGCAGCGGGAAAGGAGCUGCCAUGGUGACGGCAGUGGCCUACAGGCUCGCCGAACAGACCCACGAAAUCGAAAAGAUUAUGUCCAAGUUCCGCAUGACGACGGAGCAGCUGCUGGAGGUGAAAAACAGAAUGAGAGCAGAAAUGGAGAAAGGCCUUUCGAAAAGCACACAGGACGUCGCCGUCGUCAGAAUGCUGCCCUCGUUUGUCCGUAGCACACCUGACGGCACAGAGAAUGGCGAUUUCCUGGCUCUGGAUUUGGGGGGAACCAACUUUCGAGUUCUGCUGGUCAAGAUUCGCUCCGGAAAGAAAUCAGUGGAGAUGCACAACAAGAUUUACGCAAUUCCUUUUGAAGUGAUGCAGGGCACAGGAGAAGAGCUGUUCGAUCACAUAGUGCACUGCAUCAGCGACUUCCUGGACUACAUGGGGAUGAAGACGGCAUGUCUUCCUCUGGGCUUCACCUUCUCCUUCCCCUGCCGACAGACGGGUCUGGAUGCUGGCAUCUUGUUGAAUUGGACCAAAGGCUUCAAGGCGUCAGGCUGUGAGGCUGAAGACGUUGUUGGACUGCUGAGGGACGCCAUUAAGAGAACCGAGGAGUUUGAGCUGGAUGUGGUGGCCAUCGUCAACGACACCGUGGGAACCAUGAUGACCUGUGCCUACGAAGAGCCCACCUGUGAGGUUGGACUCAUUGCUGGAACCGGCAGUAACGCCUGUUACAUGGAGGAGAUGAGGAACGUUGAGAUGCUCGACGGUGAUCAGGGACGCAUGUGUAUCAACAUGGAGUGGGGAGCUUUCGGAGACAACGGUUGCCUCGACGACUUCAGUACGGAGUACGACCACGCCGUGGAUGACCUCUCUCUCAACGUAGGAAAGCAAAGAUAUGAGAAGAUGAUCAGCGGCAUGUACCUUGGUGAGAUCGUGAGGAACAUCCUCAUAGACAUGACCAAGAGAGGCUUCCUGUUCAGAGGGCAGAUCUCUGAAGCCCUGAAGACCCGAGGCAUCUUUGAAACAAAGUUCCUCUCACAGAUCGAGAGUGACGGGUUGGCUUUGCUGCAGGUGAGAUCCAUCCUGCAGCAUUUAGGACUGGACAGCACCUGUGAUGACAGUAUCAUCGUCAAAGAGGUGUGUGGAGCGGUGUCGCGGCGCGGCGCUCAGCUGUGCGGGGCCGGGGUGGCGGCUGUCGUCGAGAAGAUACGGGAGAACCGGAAACUGGAGCACCUGAAAAUCACUGUGGGAGUGGACGGCACACUCUACAAGUUACACCCACAUUUCUCUCGGAUCAUGAAGCAGACGGUCAAAGAUCUGGCCCCGAAGUGCAACGUCAACUUCCUGCUGUCUGAAGACGGCAGCGGCAAAGGAGCCGCUCUGAUCACAGCGGUGGCCUGCCGCAUGAGGAAAGAGGUCAAGAGUAAAAAGAAAUAACUACAUAUCAGGCAGCUUAUGGCUUUCAGUCCACUGCUACCGUCCUCAGCGCUGCACACUCCAGCUGCUGCUUCAUCCAUGUGUCUUCCUGAGACAGAAGGGGGAACGUCGGCCUCUCUCUCUGCUGUUCGGCAGGAGAGGUGAUUCAUUCUGAUUAAACUCUGCCUAUCAGCAUCCGGCCUCUUUAGGCUGUAAUUUUGUGAUUUCAAAGGUUAACCAUAAUUAAUUAUAAGCAUAAAAACGUCUGUUGAAACAUAAAUAAA